CGUCCGACCAUCAGAGACGUCCGCGCCAUCGCCGUCAGCAAGGCAGAUCCGGCAGUCCAGGAUGGGCAGCUCAACGUGCAGUCUUUUAUCGACGCUCGCUCCUUCGAGCUCAAGGCCCUGACAGAAAGCAUGCGCCGCACAAAGGCCUCGAGCACGAGCCGGGCCUUCCAGAUUGUGCCCAUCACUCUGCGCCGGCGGACGGCAGCGCACAACCACAAGCGCGUGCCAAAGAGGUUGCAGCCCCGAGCCAAGAGGGAGAUGGUCCAGGACAACACACCGACAGUCAACUCGAAGACGAGGAAGCCGGGAUCCACGCGCAAUCGGCUGAGAGCAGAGAAUGCGCGCCGACUGGGGCUCCUGGCCAAGCGGAAAAAGCUGCUCAAGUCCGAGAAGCCUGGUCUGGACAAAAAGACGCUGUCACUGAGGGCUGCCAGGCCCAAGAUCCGCAGGAACACGCUCAACGACCCGGUAGUGACGAACCGCAAGUUCAGGAGGCGACAGAUCAACAAGACCUGGCUGCCAACGCACCUGUGGCAUACGAAGCGAGCAAGGAUGACGGAGCCCUCCAAACCUCUAUGGAGGUUCGCCAUCCCCCUGACUCCUUCAAACAAGUCAUACAGGCCUACACACCGUGCUCAGUUUGAUCGCGGCGCUCUAGCAUGGGAUAUGAGCUACAUCAGCACCAUCGGUCUAGCUGGCCGACUGAGCGGCGUGCGGAACGUUUUGAAGGCCAUCGGCCUGAACCACGACAGGCUGUGGGACGACAGAGGAGAGCGGUGGCGUGCCGGUGCUGUGCACUGGACCGGUCUGCUCAAGAAGCAAGUAGCAGGCGCGGCAACCGUAAUUGCGCCGGCCACCGUCAUCUGGAACCCCGUCGGGCCAUCCGAAAGCGGUGACGACGACAUGGAGAAGCAGCAGAGACGGCUCUUCAUUCGCGUGCAUCCAUCGGCAUUUUUCGACACUUUUGACGAGCUUCUGCGCUUAGCAAGGACCAACAACCCGCGCCCAUAUGUGGAAGACCUACGCUACGAGAUAGGGGCCAUCGACCUGGUAGGUCCCAGUUCGACCGAAGCUCUGAUGGCCAUCUUGAAGCCUCAUGCAGAGGACACGGCGAAGUCCCUAGGCGAAAAGUUUCAAACGCUGUUUGGGCUCAAAGACCCGGCGUCUCUGCCUUUGGGCUCCAUGUUCGCUUUCUCGGCAGCCGAUCCACGAUUGCGCUAUCCGUUCCUGCCCCGACGCCAUAUCACUACCACGGCCGAGGGCGAUGCCCAGGCGCGCAACAAGCUGUAUGAAGUGCUCAGCACCUUCCACAAAGAACCGGCAGGUGGCGCAAUGGCUCUUUUCGAUCGCGAUGCUCGCUUCAAGGCAUCACGACUCCCUUCCCAAAAAUCUAUAAAUCGUCGCAAAAGCAAAGGAGCUCCUGGCGCACCGCUCAAGACAACUCCUGAGGAUCCUGCGAUACCCGUCAUAGUCCUCGCAUCCCGCCAUCCCACCGACCCGCAAGCACCCGGCGUAUGGUCGGUCCUGCUGCCGUGGAAGUGCGUGUUGCCGUUCUGGUAUUGUCUGAUGCAUUACCCAUUAUCAACUGGAGGCAACCCCCAGUUCGGUGGGUUGGAUGAGCUUCGCCAGCUAUCGUUCGAGCGCGGCCUCCCGUGGUUUCCUGGAGAUGUGCCGGGCACGAAGGCUGGAAAUGCCUGGGAGCUCGAGCAACGCGACCUCAGACUCAAAAAGUGGCAGCGCAUGCCGAAAGGCAAGCGGCACAACUAUGAAACGCUUAAUCUUGGAGGCGGGCGCAAAGGCGAGAUCGGUCCAGGCUGGAGCUGUGCUUUCGAGCUGCUCUUCCCGGGGAAUGGGGCCGACGAGAUACCAGGAAACUCAGCCACGGCUGAACUUGAUGUGGACAUGGAGGAUGCCGAGCCCAAGGCAGCUGGUCCAGUCUCCGUACCCUCAAACGACAAUCCUCUUGGAAAAUUGUCAUUCUUGCCAAAGUUGGCCUUCAACACCUUGUUGCAACAAGACUCUGGGAUGCAAAUUUCUACGGGGAACCUUGUUACAAUCAAGAUCCGUAUGAUCACUAAAGGCACACCUCUAGCCUGUGCACGGAUCUAUCGGCUGCCAACGGACUUCAAGCGCCUGGAAGCCACCCUAGAUCAAGAAUCGGCAAUGGAUGCUGAUGGGCCGGUUUCGAAACCAGGGUCUGCCGACGUCCCCGCCAGCUUCCCCGUCUCAGACCAACAGCAAUCAUUCAGCAAAGCUAUACCUGCAGGACAGCUUCACGAGCAAUGGCUGUCGCUUCUUCCCAAUCACAACAGGAAGAAGCCUUACCCCAACGAGAACAACAACUUCAAUGGCGCCGCCGCCACCACCGUAGCCAAAGCUAGCAGACAGAGGCCCUUGACAGUCGAAGAUCGCCAGCGUCUCAUCGCGCAGCAGCUCACCGCGCCCCUUGCGGCGUCUCCGGCCUCAGCCGCGCGAAGCGCCGGUACAGGACAGCCGAUAUGCCCCGACGCACACGACCUCAUUGGCUUCGUGACCAAGGGCGAGUUCAACCUACGUGACGGCCGCGGCGAAGGCAUUGGCAGUCUGUCUGCCGUCCUGGCGGCGGAGGAGUUGCGGCGAUAUGCUACCGCCGGAGGAGGAAGAGGAGCUGCUGGUCUGGGCGACAUCGCUAGCCGGCUCUGCGUAGUGCGCAAUGUGGGCGAGGACGUUGGGCGGCUGGCGAGAUGGGAGCUCGUG
This is a messenger RNA of Microdochium trichocladiopsis, 2736 nucleotides long. Its product is annotated as ribonucleases P/MRP protein subunit POP1-domain-containing protein. The record is from RefSeq and is a predicted model, not a curated record. NCBI's taxonomy places the organism in Eukaryota, Fungi, Ascomycota, Sordariomycetes, Xylariales, Microdochiaceae. The annotation marks the transcript as partial. Gene Ontology annotation, cellular component: nucleolar ribonuclease P complex; ribonuclease MRP complex. The transcript is spliced from 3 exons. Gene Ontology annotation, biological process: tRNA 5'-leader removal.